AUGAUUUUCUUGAAACCAACCGAUUGUUUUAAUAAAAACCUAAAAUUUUGGAAACUACUCGGAAUAUAUCCAUUCAAAGUUAAUUGGAAAUUUUACGAAAUUUAUUCGAUAAUUUUUGUGUUUCUGUUUAUAUUUUUGUACGACGGAUUGAUCACAAUUACUUUUUUUUAUUUACCAAGAGAUCUAGAUCACUUCGUAGACGAAAUGAUAUUUUACUUCACAGUACUAGCUGUGAUGUCAAAAGUAGUAACGUAUAUGUUGGCAAAAGAAAAGAUGUGCAAAAUUUUCGAAAUACUCGACAGUGAAACGUUCCAACCUGAAAGCAAAAAAGGACUGCAAAUUAUUACAAAAGCUAAGAAGUUUAAUGUUAAAUACUGGAAGAUUGUCGCCUCAGUCUCUUAUUAUUCUAAUUUGGUUCACAUUUUAACACCAUUUAUCGCUCAUAUCUUCAGCUCAGUUCCACUGUUGCUAAAUCUAUCUAAUUAUUCUUUCCUUAGUGACGAUUUCAUUGAAAAGUACAUUUAUCCCAUAUAUUUUUAUCAAGGUAUAGGGAUGCACAUAAAUAUGCUUUAUAAUCUAAACAUUGACACGUUUUUCUUAGGCCUUAUGGUUUUUGCUAUUGCUCAGUUGGAAUUGCUUGAAGAUAAACUAAUAACUAUUACCGAUGAAAGUAAUGCAAAAACACAUGAACACAAAUUAAACUCUACAAAGAGUGCAACAGAUGAUACGAUUUUAAUUACGAAGUUAAAUAAAGCUAUAAUACAUUACUAUUGUGUGGACAAAUUUUGCAGUUUGAUCGAACAAGUAUUCAGUGUGACAUUAUUUGUACAAUUCAGCAUGGCAUCAUGCAUAAUUUGCGUGUGUCUGUUUCGUUUCACUUUACCGGCUACCGCUGAGUACUACAUGUUCUUGGCAAGUUACAUUUCAAUAAUGAUAGUACAAAUUAUGGUGCCUUGUUGGUUUGGAACCCGCAUAAUGGAUAAGAGUAGCCUUUUAUCUCAAGCUAUCUACACUUGCGACUGGACAGCACGAUCUCGACGUUUCAAGAGCAGUCUGAAACUUUUCGUGGAGAGGGCUAAUCGUCCAUUAUCUAUUACUGGAUGGAAAAUGUUUCCUCUGUCGCUGAACACUUUUACAUCUAUUAUGAAUUCAGCGUACUCAUUCUUCACGCUUCUACGGCACAUGCAGUCACGGGAAAUAUAA
This is a messenger RNA of Pararge aegeria (speckled wood butterfly), 1203 nucleotides long. Its product is annotated as odorant receptor 46a-like. The record is from RefSeq and is a predicted model, not a curated record. Gene Ontology annotation, biological process: detection of chemical stimulus involved in sensory perception of smell; sensory perception of smell. NCBI's taxonomy places the organism in Eukaryota, Metazoa, Arthropoda, Insecta, Lepidoptera, Nymphalidae. Gene Ontology annotation, cellular component: plasma membrane. Gene Ontology annotation, molecular function: odorant binding; olfactory receptor activity. The transcript is spliced from 5 exons. Bases 1 to 1203 code for a protein of 400 amino acids.